Umbelopsis ramanniana AG is the source of this 2504-nucleotide messenger RNA. RefSeq lists its product as uncharacterized. Lineage: Eukaryota; Fungi; Mucoromycota; Umbelopsidomycetes; Umbelopsidales; Umbelopsidaceae. The transcript is spliced from 11 exons. Bases 142 to 2082 code for a protein of 646 amino acids. The record is from RefSeq and is a predicted model, not a curated record.
AGCGAGGUGAAUAGUCAGCCAAGCUAGCGGACAGCGGAGCGCGUUCACGGCCGAUUUUUUAAAAUCUCUGGCACCAAAAAAAAAAAAAGUCAACGCGUCUCUGUAUAAGCAACUCACCGUCAUAGAACUCUCCCUUGACUGAUGGAUUUCUUAACGUCUGUUGACAGACUGCAGAAUCAACUUUCAAAAUACAAACGCAGAGAUCUGCCGGGCAAAACAGUCGAUGCUGCUUCCGAUUCAAUAGUACCUUGGGAUUGGGUUGCAAUAAAACUUUCGAAUCUGUUGCUACAGUAUCCUGCUGGAAUUACAGAAGCUAUUGUUCUCACCGAGCUGGAAUCUCAGUGGGCUGAUAUUGAUAAGCAGUAUCAAAAUGGGACAGGCACAAGGUAUCACUCCAUCGACCACAUAUAUAAUGGAAGUUUUUCUAGCGACUGCAUUGUAGAGGUCACAAUUGAAAAGUUCUACUACAUCCCAGGAACUUGCUUCACCGUGCUGGUUGUGUCUGACAACACCAGUAUCAGAAAAGUAGAGUUAUUACUGCACCAAAAAUUUACAUUUUUGUUAGGUAACCAUGUACUGACUUCGUCUCGACCUUUUUUGGAGAAACGAAAAGUCAAACUAGCCGUGGUUGGAGUAGUUGUAUCCAAGUCAUCCAUAGAAACACUAUCAGGUUCUCAACCCCAAGACGCUGAGAAAAUGACGCGGGUUUCCAAAUUGCCUAGGAUACCUCCCACUGAACAAUUGGUGUUUCUGCUCUCAGCUACAUAUGACCGAGCAUUUGUCACAUCGCAGUUCAGUUCUGACUGUCUUAGCGAUCUCAGAGCAAGUGGUACUCGGCGCUACAAACUCUGGCUAAAGCUUCUACAUAUUGACAAAGCAGCACAUACUUCUUCGGCUGCAGCGUAUGGAACCAGUAGGGGCCAUUACUUGAAACUAUACCUCUGCGACACAUCUGAUGAAGGUAGUGGCGCCAUACUUACUCUAUACGACCAUCAAAUAUCCUUGUCAAGCAUGUUGAAGAAGGGCGAUUUCAUUGGUUUAUAUCAUCCAGGGUUGAUUGAAUCGAGUACUGAAAGUCAAACCCUCGGCGAUGGCUGUGUGCUCUUGGAAUACACUAAUGAGACGGUUAUAUUCUGUAUGCCAGAACAAGAUGCAGAAGCAGCAGAAUUGACUAAUUUGAUGAAAAAAAAUUCGUCAAGCGACCCAUCGCGCUCAGAAAAGUCUGCCAGCCAAGCUGCAAAUUCAAUUGUAUCGCAACUCAGCGAUUUCGCAGGCGAUAAUAAGGACGUUAUGGACUGCCGAAUGUACAAAAAGCGAGUCUACAUCAAGAACCUUCGCUCACACAUGAUCAAUGUAACACUGUUCGGGCGGAUUGUAGCCAUGGCGAAUAAUAAUCCAUAUCGCGGAGGAAAAGGAGAUCAGCCAAUGGAUAGAUAUGCUAUCAGGCUCGUAGAUGAGACCGCACAAAUCGACGUGACGCUUUGGGAAGCGGUCGGCCAUCGUGCAAGACGAUUGAGAGAAGGUCAUUAUGUUCUGAUCACCGGUCUCUCUACCUCUAAAUUGUACAAAGACAGCAACGGCCAAACCACUUGGUAUGUGAACGGUAGCACUAGCUGCGGCACAGAAAUCGUUAAUGUGUCUACCAUUCAGUGCUUGCUUGCUUCAUCAUGUUUCCGCAAAAUUGUAGGGUUGAAUACCAUUUCAAAUUAUGAGCAAUGCCAUGUUUGCGCGACUGUAACCGGCUGGUAUAUCAGCCACGAAAACGGAGAGCGUAGGCUAUGGGAAGGAGAAAUUAAAGAGGAUGGCACGGUGAUAGAGGAUAAGAACUCGGGCGUCCGUUUAUCUCAUACAAGAUGUUACGGCCACAAGUCAUGUUUGCGAUCCGUCACGGUCACGGACGAUGGCCAACUACCAUACUGCUCCUUUUGCGCAUGCUCGGUCUACAACCAGCAGGAUCUGGUUCGAAUCUUUGCAGGAGAGUUGGAUGAAGAAGGAGCUGUGCUCUACUGGACACUGGAUGACGGUACAGGGGAAGUUGUUUUUGCCGAAGCUGGCCAAGAUAUUUCAGCGGUAAGUCAAUAAAUCUAUUGACUAUGCAUUGAUCGAAUUUUUAUUCGGACAUUCAAUAUAUACCCAAUUUGUAUUACUGCAAAAUUUUGUUCUUUCAUCUCACAUCCUUUUUGGCAUAGGAGUUUCUCAACACGACAGCAUCUCAGUUUCUUACCCUCGGCAUCAAAGGUCAAUUACGGGCAUUGGACUCUGUGGUGGGAAAAGAGUAUUGGAUGAGCAUGAAUCAAGUGGUAAGUUAAUUGACGCGUUUAUGUUAUAUUUAGAAUACGCACGUUCAAUUGAAUGGGUAACCAUUUCACAGGCAGAAGGUUGUUGGCGAAUAGAAUUGGUAGUACCUACGGAACCCUCUCUUAUUGUGUGUGAUACACUAAUGCACGAGGUAGCUGGAGGCGGAGUGUAGCUGGCUGAUUACAGGCAAAGAAGUCUAAAUGGUG